AUGGUCCGUGAUAAGAUUAAGAAAGCACAAGAUCGCCAAAAGAGCUAUGCGGAUCACAGGAGAAGACCAUUGGAAUUUGAUGAAAGUGACCAUGUAUUUUUGAAGAAGUUCAUUCCAGAUUCUCUUCAGCCUAUUCUUCCAAAUUCAAUAGAAGUAGAAGCAGAUCUAAUUUUCGAACCUAUACCAAGUCGCAUUGCAGGACGAGAAGUUAAGGUAUUAAGGAAUAAGGAGAUUCCUCUUGUUAAGGUUCAAUGGGAUGAAUCACACCCAGGCGACACCACCUGGGAACUAGGCUCAAAAAUGCGAGAAGCUUACCCUCAUCUCUUCUAG
Messenger RNA from Lathyrus oleraceus (garden pea), 330 nucleotides. RefSeq lists its product as uncharacterized. The record is from RefSeq and is a predicted model, not a curated record. NCBI's taxonomy places the organism in Eukaryota, Viridiplantae, Streptophyta, Magnoliopsida, Fabales, Fabaceae. Bases 1 to 330 code for a protein of 109 amino acids. The transcript has 2 exons.